Fonsecaea multimorphosa CBS 102226 is the source of this 4152-nucleotide messenger RNA. RefSeq lists its product as uncharacterized. Bases 1 to 4152 code for a protein of 1383 amino acids. Gene Ontology annotation, molecular function: double-stranded DNA binding; transcription coregulator activity; protein binding. Lineage: Eukaryota; Fungi; Ascomycota; Eurotiomycetes; Chaetothyriales; Herpotrichiellaceae. Gene Ontology annotation, cellular component: nucleus. The record is from RefSeq and is a predicted model, not a curated record. Gene Ontology annotation, biological process: regulation of transcription by RNA polymerase II. The transcript is spliced from 2 exons.
AUGGCGUCGGCCCAAGAAGAUGAUAUGUAUCUGUUCCAGACUGGCCUCGACCAAACCCCAGCAUUUGCUGGUCAGGAUUUCGACGCAUUUCUGGAAACCCCGGCUCCCGACCUUGACCCCUCGGCAUCGCCUCCCGGCUUCCUCAACCCGAAUGACUUGACGAUAAAACGCGAGGCUGACUCGUUCAGCCCGCUUCAUCACAGCGAUGCGUUUGCGCGUGCAUCUAGGGGGUCUGCUUCAGGAUCCAGCAGCUCGUCUUCCGAAGAUCCUGCGGACCGCACACGCCACAUGUCCGCUGCCUCGACAGCCUCCCCUCCAGCACACGAUACAUUACAGAGCAACUGGGGAAGCGGGAUAAAUGGAAUUUCAAUAUCAUCAGAUGAGCCGCUGUUCGAGGACACCACCAUGGCCGGCCUGGACCAAGAUUUCGAGGCCAGUAAUCAACAGAUGGCUUCCGACUUCGACUUUGAUACGGCAGCCAGUACACCUAGCGGGUUUGACGCAACAAAUAAAAGCAAUCAGGUCAAACCCUCGUUAGCUAAACAGCCAUUUGACCGAAAAGUCGAUUUCUCCCAUUUUGGACAGCGGCCUCCUGCUGCCCAACUACCAAGCGGCCAAGCUCAGUUUUUCUUUGCUGGCUCCAGAGAGGCAUCUCCUUUGAAUGCGAUGCUUCCAUCUGCGCAAGGCCAUUCCCCAUGGAGCAAGCACUCUCCAUCAUCUGGCCUGGAGGAGACCUUCAACCAUAUCACCAUGAAUGGAGACUCACCUGGUAAUGCGACAUUCUCACCUAAUCUACAAUUUUCGACGGCUGGAUUCACCUUUGACGCGGACUCCAGUGCGACACCUUCCACUUUCGCCAAAGAUAUCUCUUCUCCACCAUCCACGGUCAAUUCUGCCGAGGGGUCGCCGACUCUGACAGUACAUCCCACCUCACUCAAAUCCCGUGUCGAGACUCAGAUACCGAUCAAGAUGACCCUUUCGUCACUCCCGGCCGGCGUUAAAAAACUGAGGCUCCCAAGGCACACAGUCUCCAAGCCCAAGUUCCUCGCCAAGCCAGAGGUUCCGCGGUCGCCAGAGAUUUUGGAGCUUCACACGUCUCUGGUUUGUACGAGCGCCAUGCAAGAUAGGGUUAAAUUACAACGGGCAUUGGCACGUGCUAGGGGCGAAGAACAAGGCCAAUUUACUCGGUCGAGCCCUGCUUCCACCGAGUCGAGCAGCUCGAAGGAUGACGAGGACAAGCCUUUGAAUGGCGGUGAGGUUCGCAUUUGUACGGGAUGCAUACAACGGGAAAGGAAAAGGGCUUCGAGGAAGAAGCAGAAGAAGCCCGAGGAAGAGGAGCUUUUUCAGAGAGACGAAGAAAGGAGAGUGGUUGUUUUCAACACCAAUGAAGUCAAAGAUUGGGCAGAAGUUACCCAUGAGCCCAACGACGCGCAAAAUACCCCCCCUUCAGGAGCGGUGCAGGUGGAGCUACCCAUGCGGAUAGCCUGCUAUUGUCGGCAUCAAAACGAGAAAAUGGGGUUCCAAGUGAUAUUCACAAUCAAGGACUGUCGAGAUAAGGUCAUUGCUCAGGCCAUGACCAACCCCAUCAUGAUCACAGAUGACCACAAAACCCACAAUCCACCAGCGGUGACCCCGAAUCAGCCGCCACCUUUGCCGACUCCAGGACCACAGUUGCCAGGAGCAGGCGUCUUCUCUAGUACUGAUCAAGAGAUACAGCCUCAGAUCCAGGACGUCAAUCCGAAAAUGUCCAGGCAGGCAUACUCCAUGACCGAUCUGCAUGCAUUGCAGCAGACUUUCACUCCCAAAUUUCCAAUGGCUGCCACGAAUACUCCAUACGCCAUUCCAUCUGCUGCCUCAAGCCAGGCAGUGGCCAAUUUUAUACCACGAAAUCUCUCCAGACCUGCUUCUCCAAGCGGCCCGUCAGGUCCAACUUCGAAGAGAAGGAAGCAAAGCGGUUCCGGCAAAUUGCCAUCUGGCUUGACAAUGACUCGGCUCGACACGUCGCAAGCGCUCCCUGGACCUUCCACCAUGCCUAACACUGCCGCGUCGUCUCCAUACGCUCCAAAUAUGGCAUCGUACAUUGGGCCAAACGACCGUUCAUUUGCGAUGCCUCCUGCUGCCCGCCCUACACCAUAUGGUAACAGUCCUCCAACGCCCAAUGGAGUUGAUCCCUCUUUUGCUGCCAAUAUCAAUCGCUCAAUAAGUCACGAAAACCUUACACGACAAGUAAUGAUAUCGGCACCGCCAUCACGUCAGCCAAGCAGGCCUGGUAGCCCCGGGUCUGCAAGGAACAGCUUCGGAGCAGCUGACGCCGCCUUCGGCCAAGCGGUCAACAAUCAAUUGAUGGGACAACCUGCCCGACGGCCACCGCCGCUGAUACACAAACUAGUCCCCUUUGAAGGCUCUGUGACUGGCGGCACCGAGGUCACACUGCUAGGGAAUGGCUUUUACCAGGGUCUCGAAGUCAUGUUCGGUGACACUGAGGCGACCACCACGACAUUCUGGGGAGAAAAAUGUUUGAACUGCAUUGCACCUCCAGCUCUGCAGCCAGGUGUCGUGACUGUUAUAUUCAAGCACGAUCAUCCACAAUAUUCGUCAAUGCCACAGCAAUCCCAGCCUCGCCAGAACUUCUUUACUUACGUGGACGAUAGAGAAUUGGAGAUGUUCCGGUUGGCGCUACGUACCCUUGGCAAGCAAUUACAGCAUCCAACUGAUGACCCGUACUCGGCUGCCCAGCAGCUUUUGCAAGGGCAGUCUCAUUCCAUGUGGCUCGGACAUAGCACUUACGGGGUAGGUGGAGGACAUCAACGCGUACAUAGGCAAAUUGCUGGAGCUCCAAUGGAUACGCUCGAGUUGGAAGCUAUGAUGUUGCAGGUGCUGGAAGGGAUGGACUCCCAAAGGCUUUUCAGAGCCCCAAGGUUUGAUUUGCGCCGCCCAUCUGGCCUCACCCUGCUGCACUUGGCAGCUUCAUUAGGCCUCACGCGAUUCGUCGCGGGACUGCUUGCGAGAGGAGCGGAUCCCAAUAUGGUCGACAAUAACGGCCACACACCUAUGCAUCAUGCUGCAAUGAACGGUCACACGCAUGUGAUCCACCGGCUGCGCUUGACAGGAGCAAAUCACAAAGCCCGCAGCAUUCGCCAGUUUACGCCUGCUGACCUUGCGACGUCUUUGCUUGCCUACCAGGCCACCAUAUCGCCCAUGGAGCACUAUCGGUCACGGAGCGCUGGAGGAACACCGAUGCGACUACAUAGUCGCAGCUCCUCUUCUCUUCGCUCAUUCUGGGAGAAUGCAUCGAAUCAUUACGCAACCACUGACACGGAUGACUCGGACGAUUCGGACGAUUUUGACGACGAGACGCCUACCAGAGUCACAUCCGAAGAACCGGAUCUCGCGCAGGUUCUCGGGCAGACUAACCGAAUGCAAACGGUCAGUGUUCCUCCGUCCCGAAGGGGCAGCAUGCCGCCCACGACGUCUCAAGCAUCCAGUUUCCCUUCGGAGGAUCUUCCAAAUGCAGCACCAGCAGUAGCUCCAGCGUUCAUGCUAGCCUGGCGGGAUCAUCUGAUAACCCAACUACAACAGUUCAACGAGAACGCACAAUCAGUGAUGCCUAGUCUCGCCAACCUCAAUGGACCUCUUGCCGCUAUCCAGGAGUAUCAGGCAUACCCCAUGAUGCGCCGUGUAAGCGCGCUUUUCCCUCAACGCACAGGUUCUAGACAGCCACAACCCGGUCAGCGCGAGGGUUGGUGGGAGACCUUAACAGGCAGAUCAUCACCUCCUGCUCCAUCUUCGCCUCCGGCAUAUAGCGAUCUGUAUCCAGAAGAGAAGGAAGGGACGGACCAGGACUGGACUAUCAAGAAGACUUCCACUCUGCGAGCAGUAGCCGAUGCAGCAGCGGACCUUCACUUUGAGCAGCAGACGGCCAGCAAGAACGCUGAAGGAAGCUCCACCUCCCAGACUGCUGCUGUCGUGAUGAGAAAGCCAAUUGAGAAAGUCGAGCUGAGCCGCGAUCGGAAAUUGUUCUUCUUCUGGAUCCCCUUACUUGCGAUUGUUUUAGCAUUGAUGGUCCGGAACUCUGGUCUCACAGACAUUUUCGCGUUGUCCAAUAGCCGGUCACGGCCUCUUGCCAAUCAAGAGGCGGUUGGGUUGUUUUAA